Messenger RNA from Sphaerulina musiva SO2202, 1910 nucleotides. RefSeq names its product UPF0183-domain-containing protein. The transcript has a single exon. Gene Ontology annotation, cellular component: trans-Golgi network. The coding region runs from base 145 to 1602 and encodes 485 amino acids. Lineage: Eukaryota; Fungi; Ascomycota; Dothideomycetes; Mycosphaerellales; Mycosphaerellaceae. Gene Ontology annotation, biological process: Golgi to plasma membrane protein transport. The record is from RefSeq and is a predicted model, not a curated record.
CGCCAACAAAAGCACAUCGUCUUCUCCACUCCAGCAUGGCUCCCACAUGACCUUCCGCAGGCAUGUGGCCGCAGCAUCAUGACUGCGCUGUCUUUCCCAUACGACCGCCUUAACCCGUAUUCUCCUUUCACUUGAUCUCUCAAUAUGGCUGCGGCGGCGGAAAUGCUUUCGGUCCUUCCUGGCUACUCUCUGGGCUUCAUGGCCUUGGGCUCCUCCCUCCAUGCAAUCCUCACCGCCAUCAAAGAGGAGCCCCACGGCUUUUCCAAGGUCGACUUGACUAUCUCACAACAUUCGCCGUUGCAGACACCUGUUGUAGUGUCGCUACCAGAGAGAGGACUUCGGCUGCGCUUCGAUGGACGCGACCAGCGCUUACGGCUGAUCGAAGUCAUGGACUUUGACAAGGCACGGGUGGCAUACAAGGGUAGCGAGCUGGUGAAGGAGGGCUCUACUGCGACAUUUAAACGAAUCUAUCAGCUCUUCGGAGCGUCGUAUCCAGGGGAAUACCUUGCUCCAAGAUCGGGGAGGACGGGGACAUACACACUUUCAUGGCCGGGAGUCGCUUUUACAUUUCCCUUACAGCACUCUGCUUGGGCAGCAGACAAGGACCAUGUGUCCCUCCUAGGCUCACAGGCGGCGUCAUCAGCAACCUCCAUGGCUGUGUUCGAGGGCAACAGCUGGCCUGAAGCUCGCGAUAUGCUGUUCGUGAAGACGCCUGACGGACCACGGACAUCAGCUCUCACUUUGCAACCUCGCGAUAUGCUGCCAGCGGAGAUUGAAGAAGCUCACAUCACCGGCUCUGGGCAAGUCGAGCUUAUCAGGCGUGCUCCAGCGCUGCCGUUCCACAUUCUAUUAGGCCAAACAACGCCACAAGAUCUGCUCACUGAGCUAGGUCCGCCAGAUGCCUACCACAAACGGGACCCACAAACAAUGCCGGAACAAACCACUCAUCAAAGACCACGGAGCAGCUCUAGAUCGAAUGGUAGAGCGCGUCCAACACCUCCAUCGAGCUACUCGUCCACGGGCACAGAUACUUACGAUACAGACUUUGAUUCCGGAAGUGCAGAAGACGACGCAGUCGAGAGAGCCACUCGUGAGACUUUCUGGAGCUACUUCAGCCACGGCAUGGACAUACUGGUAGGACCUUACAACGACCAGAUUUCCUUACCAGAAGAGUUCGCCCACCUUCCACAAACGCCGCUUUCAACGAGUCCUCGCCUCGUCGUGCUCAAGGUCGUCAUCCAAGGGAACGUCCCUGGAUCUUAUGCUUUCAACCGUCAUCGUCGCUUGAGAUGGGAAAUGUACCUACCCAAAGCCAGCAAAGGGUUUAAUUCCGAGUACCACUUUGAUGAUAUCAAGCCUGACCUCAUGCAAGCUUUCCAAGGGGUGUGGCCCGAGUCUGAAAUGGGAAGGGGAAAGGUGAUUAACAGAACUUGGGGUGCUGGGCCCAGUGAUAGCAGUUUCUUCUUGCUUGAAAGUGGGCAGGAGUUGAUUGAGGGAGCAGGAAGUGAGAGCUUUAUCGAUAACAGCAAGUUGCAUAAUUUCCCUGGACUGACGUUUGAAGUGUUGAGCAACGGGGCCGUUAGUGCUCUGACAGUUUCUUGAGAGGGUGAAUGAAGUGGGAAGAUGCGUGACGUCGCUAGGUGCGAGUGGGCAUGCUGCGGGAUCGUUGUGUAGAUCACACUCAGAUACAUAUCAUCCAUUUGUCAAAGGCAUAUCAGUCCCUUUUAUAAUGCACACAGUGCACAAUGAAGGGCUGAAUCAGCAUGUGAGCAUAGAUGGGCCCUGAGGCCUGAGGCAGUAAGGCUUGAGGAUCGGUGCGGGCCGAUCAAUGUCCCACGCAAUCGAAUGCAGGAACGUGUUUGGACAGAAGGACAUGGGUGCCCUGGCAUUAUAUGACAUAAGUUAUAUAA